GCUAUAAACAUUUCAUGCUCAAUGUAUAUGAGCAAAAUAUAUGAUGUGGUCUUGUACUCCAAGAUCGUCUUGAGGUGUUUACUGAUAUGUAUAGUGGCCUCGUUGAUGUUUCGAUCCUGCAAGUAGACAAGAUAUAGCUAACUAAAUGACCCAGUUACCACUUUAGCACGAUGGUUCUAGUAAAAAGUUAUGUCAGUUUGGUACUAGAAGAUACUCAUGGUGUUCACAUUUCUAUGAAGUAAGGUUUUUGGAGAUUGUUUCAAGUCAUGAAGAUUGGUUUUCGCGGACCUGAUUUAAUCUUAUUACAUAGUUCCUCUUUCCGCUGUCAUUUAAAAAGCAACUCCUUGAAAACUAGAAUUUAUACAGACAAAGAAGGUUGGGGACUGGAAAUGAAGAAGCGGCUCAAACCUCAUGGAAAUGAAAAUAAAGCUGCAGUUGGAAAUAUGCUGAUGAAGGGGUCCAAGGCGAAGAAGAAAAGGAGUGACUCAAAUAAUUGUCAUCAGUGCCAUAGGAGAGAUAAAGAAAGAGUUGUUCGAUGCACCAAGUGCAACCAGAAGAAUUAUUGCAUUCCUUGCAUCACCAGAUGGUAUCCAACGAUGGAGGAGAUAGAUUGUGCAGAAGCAUGCCCUGUUUGUCGUGAUAUUUGCAACUGUGCAGCAUGCUUGCAGUCUAAUGCGGCUAAUAAAGACUUGAUCCCAGACGUCAAACUUUGCACCAAAGACAAGGUUCAGCACUCAAGACACAUUGUUAGAGCAAUUCUUCCUUAUCUGAAGCAAUUUGUUGCUGAACAAAACAUGGAAAGGGAGGAGGAGGCUAGAAUUCAAGGUUUAUCAGUUACAGGUUUACAGAUUCCCAGAGCGAACUUUAGCCCCAAUGAUCAAGUGCAAUGCGAUAAGUGCAAGACUUCUAUAUUUGAUGUCCACAGAAGCUGUCUAAAGUGUUCGUACAAGCUUUGUGUAACUUGCUGCCGAGAGAUUAGGGGUGGCUUUCUCCCGGGAAGUACACAUUAUCAGGUGCACGACGUGAUUGGAAAUUUUAUAAUUAUAGUUUGUCCACCUGAAAGUAUGGGGGGCUGUGAUCACGGGAAUCUGGAGUUGAAGUCCAUAUAUCCUGAUAAGUGGGUUUCAGAACUGCUAAAGAAAGCAGAAUCAAUAGCUGAAAUGUGCAGCAUCACUGAUUCUCCUGAAGCUUCUGAAGGAGCAUGCUCAUGCUUGCGAUCAUAUCAAGGGAGUGAAAUGGAGAGCGCAAAGUUAUGUGAAGCAGCUUCUCGAGAAGAUAGUAAUGAUAAUUUCUUAUAUUGUCCUUCUGCUGUGAAUAUUGGAAAACUGGGCGUAAAACAUUUCCAGUGGCAUCUAUAUAAAGGUGAGCCUGUAAUAAUCCGCAAUGUGCUAAGUGGAACAGCUGGGUUGAGCUGGGAACCUUUGGUUAUGUGGCGUGCUUGCCGCAAGUCUAGAAAGACUAACCACUUGCAUAUUCUUGAGUUCCAGGUGCGAAAUUGCUUAAACUGGUGCGAGGAAACAAUCAACAUGCAUCAGUUCUUUAAAGGAUAUUCUGACGGCCUCUUUGACAGUGAAGGCCAGCUCAAAAUUUUGAAGUUGGAGGACUGGCCUCCAGCUGAAUCAUUCGAAGAACGAUUACCCCGCCAUUGUCGGGAGUUCUUUAGAUGCUUGCCCUUCAGGCAUUACACACUCCCUCAUGCUGGUUAUCUCAAUAUGUCUACCAAGUUACCAGAGGUAUCACUGAAGCCAGACUUGGGGCCAAAGAUGUGCAUCAGUUAUGGAGCUGACCACAAGUUUGGAUUUGGUUCUGUUACCAUGCUUCAAUACGCUCUGUCAGAUACGGUCAACGUCUUGAUGCAUACUGCAGCAAUUUGUGUUAGUGCUGAACGGCUUUCAAUGAUGGAACAGGCCUUGAAAAGUCAACAAGGUGAAAUGCUAAAAGAUAAAGGAAAGAGAAGGUAUAAUCCUUCAAUCGUGAGAAACAGGAUACAAGAGUUUGAGGACCCAGAAAGUGGUGCAGUAUGGGAUAUUUUUAGGAGGCAAGAUGUUCCUAAACUGGAGGACUAUCUCAGGGAGCACUAUGGGGAAUUCAGGCAUAUUGACUCCCGUCUGCAGCAAUUGGUUCACCCCAUUCAUGAUAAAGCAUUUUACUUAACAGAGGAACAUAAAAGGAGCCUGAUAGAGGAAUAUGGAAUUGAACCAUGGACCUUUGUUCAGAAGUUAGGAGAUGCUGUUUUCGUACCUGCUGGCUGCCCUUAUCAAAUUAGAAACCUGAAGUCGUGUACAAGUGUUGCUGUUAACUUUGUUUCUCCUGAAAGUGUUGGAGAGUGCAUCCGUCUAUCAAGGGAAUACAGGUCGCUUCCGUACAAUCAUAGAUCUAAGGAGGACAAGUUACAGGUGAAGAAAAUGGCCUAUCAUGCAAUGAGACGAGCUGUCAAAUACUUGGAGAAUGCUACUGCUGAUAAAUCGAGAAGUCGACCAACACCACCUUUGGCUCUUAGAGAUGUACCCCAUGUGGCGUCUAGAGAUGUAUCCCGUGUGGCGUCUAGAGAUGUACCACGUGUGGCACCUAGAGAUGUACCCGCUGUGGCUCCUAGAGAUGUACCCAUUCUGGCGCCAAGAGAUGUACCCCAAAAUCCUGCUAUGCCAGAAAUUAUGACAGUUGAUCUUGGAUUCAUAAGGGAGGACUUGGAGGCAAAGAAAAUGUUACUGGACAGAGAAGGCCACUUUGUUGCACCACAACGGAGAGAGUAUCUGGAUGAUGAGAUUAAUAACCUUCUCGACAUAAUUUACGCCGUGACAGGACCAGCUCCUUGAUAACUUGAAAUCAGUUGUAUUACAUAUUUAAAACGGAUCAUCUCCGGAUAGUCAUGAAAAAGAUUGUUAAUUUC
Molecule: messenger RNA, 2890 nt
Organism: Sesamum indicum (sesame)
Lineage: Eukaryota; Viridiplantae; Streptophyta; Magnoliopsida; Lamiales; Pedaliaceae
Source: RefSeq, a predicted model, not a curated record